Messenger RNA from Strongyloides ratti, 2811 nucleotides. RefSeq names its product Zona pellucida domain and PAN-1 domain and Apple-like domain-containing protein. The transcript has 5 exons. The record is from RefSeq and is a predicted model, not a curated record. Bases 1 to 2811 code for a protein of 936 amino acids. NCBI's taxonomy places the organism in Eukaryota, Metazoa, Nematoda, Chromadorea, Rhabditida, Strongyloididae.
AUGUUUCCUAUAAAUGGAAUUGUAUUAAAUCAAAAAUGUAAACCUAUAUAUGUUCGUUGGCCACGAGUAAGAUUAACUGUUCCACCAACAACUGAAGGAACAUUUCCAUUUACAACAUGUAAAGGAGCAUGUACUAAUGAAGAAAAUCCUGUUAGAAAAGGAUCAUUUCAAGAAUGUUCAUCAUUUAAUCAUAGAGUUGGUCCAAACCAAUAUAGUUCACAUUGUCAAUUAUUUCAAAAAGAUCAAAGUCAAAUAUUGGAUGGUUAUAUAGAAGCUGAUGAUAGAUAUUCAUUUUAUUGGAAAUAUUGUAUUAAAUCAAAUAGAGUUUGUUCUGGUGAUUAUGCAUUUAAUUUUCUCUCAGAUCGUUAUAUGGCAGGAAGUGAAAUACAAAAGUAUAUAAUAAGUAGUACUUUAGAAGAUUGUUUAGCAGAAUGUUUAAAUCAAAAUGAUUAUAUAUGUAGAUCAGUUACAUUUAAUAGAACAAGUGGUGGAUGUUCAUUAUCAUCACAAAAUCAAUUAUCAAAACCAGCAAUGAUAAAAUUAAAUAACAAUCCUAAUUUUAGAGUUGAUUACUAUGAAAAUAAUUGUUUUAAUAUUUCUGAAUCAUUUAAUUUUGAUUAUAAAUGUGAGGAAAAUGGUAUUAGAGUUAAAGUUGAUUCAAAAUUACCAUAUACAGGAGCAUUAUAUGGUUUAUAUGAUUUUUUUACAUGUAAAAUUGAACCAAAAGAAGAAACAAAUUUUGAAUAUCUUUUUGAAUAUCCAACAAUAUCUAAAAAUUGUAGUGAUUCAAUAAGAUUUAAAGGUAAAGAAAUGAUUCUUGAAGUAGUUUUAUCAACUGAUGGUGUUGAACCACUUUAUUUUAUUACACCUGAUGAUUUAACAUUUCAAGCAAGGUGUACUAUUUAUGAAAAUAUGGGAUCAGAAAGUAAUGAAGAUGGAUUUAUUUCACCUGACAGCUUAAAAAAUAAUAUAACAGCAAAUACUAACAUAUUAAAAAGACUAAAUUCAUCAAGUCUUGUAACAGCUCCACCAAAAACUUCUAAUCAUAUAACACCACAAUUAACACUUUUUCCAAAAUAUACAACAAUUCCUGAUGAUCAUGAGACUAAUUUUUUUGUUACUAACAAAAAAUUAUCUAAUUAUGAACCAUAUAUUAAUGAAGAAGGUUCAGGUGAAGAUUUACCUGAAAAUGCAGGUAAAAUAUCACCAUUAAAUGAUCAUGAAAAUAGUGAUAUUAAUAAAGAAUUUAUUACAAGAACAACAUAUCCUUCAACUACUGUUAAAAAACUUACAUCAGUUAAAUAUAUAAUAAAAAAUUCUACAAAACGUGGUCUUGUUCCAAUUUAUGGAACAACAAUAUCACCAUUAAUAAUGUCACCCAUAACAAGAAAAUAUCAAUCAAAAAUAUAUUCAUAUGGAAUUGAUAGAAGAAAUAAAGAACCAAGAUUACAAACAUCUACAAUAGGAAUUGAAUUAAUUACAGCACCUAUUAAAAAGAUUGUUGAGCAUGAAAAAUUAAUUGAUUCUAGUAAUAGUAUUAGUCAUAUUACUAUACAUCCAGACAAUGUUAAACAAUAUAAUCAAUUUAAAGAGUUUUCUAAUAUCACUGCUCAUAUAUCAUUCCCAAAUUCAAAUACAAUUGCUGUAAAAACUGGUACACCACAACAAAAUUCAAUUAUAAAAAAUGAAAAGAUAACAAAUUCAUUAGGAACAAUAAAAGAAACCUUAACAACUACUUCAUCAACGACAACACCAACUUUGCUAUCAACAAUAAGUACUACUACUACUACUACUACUACAACAAAUACCAUUCCAACAGUAACAACUACACAAUAUUCUACAACUACACAAAAAACAAGAAAAAUUUCAAAUAUUCCUGAGGCAAUUGAAGAAGAAAUAACAUCAUCAACUGUGCCACUUAAAACAACAGAAACAUCUAAAGUAACAAUGACCACAAAAAAAUUAACAACUACAACAACAAAAGAAAUUACUACAACAAAAUUAACAACAUCAACAAAUGUAAAAAUAGUAAAUGAAAAAAGUACAAAAAAUCCUCAAGAAACAACAGAAAAAAAUGUUGAUUUAGAAGAGGUUAUUAAAAGUGGAUCAAAAAAAGAUCCUGUAACAUUUGAAAUAUUUCAUAAUGGACAACCAAUUGAGGCAGUUGUUGUUGGAUCACGUAUUACAUUAAGUUUUACACCAUAUUAUGCAAUAUCACCAGCUUAUAUGUCAAUAACUGGAUGUCAAGUUGAACCAAUAGGUUCAUUAUAUGAUUGGGAAAAAGAACCAUUAGCAAUUAUAAAAGAUGGUUGUCAAGCUGAUCAUGUUGGAUUGGUAUGUCCACCACAAAAUACAGAUUAUGGUGUUCGUGUUACUGUUGAAGCUUUUCGUUAUCAAACAACAGCACAAGUACAGUAUACAUGUUUAAUAAGAAUUUGUCCAUUUGCAGAGUGUCCUAUCAAUGUAUGUAAUUCAGUUGAAGGAUGCCCAAAUUCAUCAUCUCAUGAUAUAUUAUCAAAUAUGUUUAAAAAUAGGGCUAAAAGAUACUUAAGUUUAGAAGAGAUACGUGCUGCUUUAGCAGCUAAUCCAUACUUACAACAACAAUUAAAUUUGGCUAAUGAUACAUUACCAAUAUCAACAGAUAGAAUGAAUGCAGUAUUACAACAGCAGCUUGUCGCAAUUGGUGGAGAUCAUGUUGUUAGGAAAAGACUUAUAGUUGUUAAUUCAGAAGAAGAGUUAAAAUAUUAUGUAAAAACUGGAGAUGUACCUGAUAAUUUCUUUGAAACUGCGUUCUAUUUUGAUUUUGCUUAA